GAGCUGAGCUCCUCAGUCGGUCGACGAUUUUCCAAGAGUUCAGAUCUACAGAAGCAGAAAAGCCCAGAAAAACUGAGCCACUUAGUAAAGUGAAAUUUUUACGUAAAACUUGAGCGACCCAAAAUGGCAAUUCCAUUUUUUGAAGAAGAGCACUCCUCUAAGUCGGAACCAAGUGGCGAUCAAGUGGAUGGUCCCAUGGCAUUUUCCAUAGAUCCUGGACACGAUCAGGUGGACUUCGAAGGACCUCCGUCUGCAGCCGAGGAAACUCUCGAACCAGCAGCAACAAGUGAACCUGUUUCGACACCGAGCACCGAGGAGCAACUGUUGGCCUGGAAAAUCCUGGCCAUCACCAUGUGCAAGGUUCUGAAGCAGUUUUACGUGCAGCACAAGGCCGCCGGAAAAUCCAGCAAACUAAAGGCCACCGUUCAAAUUCAACCGCAGGCGCAGUAAAAAUAAAAUAACAAAACACCAACUAAGGCUCCUAAAAGCGCAACUUGUGAUUUCUUUUCGUUGGUGAGAACUAGCGCAGCCCCGAAAAUUUUCGAGAGAGAAAGAGCGAGACAGUGACAGAGAAAUGUGAAUCAAUUUCCCAAGGAAAACCCAGAAAAAUUAAUCAUUUUUAUACAAGUAUUUUCUUUGGUGGAACUUAUUCCUGCCGAUAGUUUCUUGAUUGCCGUCGGUAAAAAAUAAACUAAACUUUGGAUAAGCGCAAAUGUGAUAAAUGAUUUUGCUAAAAAUAUUUCCAGUCCAAGUAUUUGCUUAGUAAACUUAUUUAAGUUAAUUUUAAUAAUUUAUCUGAAUAAGUUAAGUUCUCUCAAAUGGUCGGCCGAGUGCAAGGAAAAAUCGAAAAAUGAACCGGAAAACAUAUUGGAGAAUUUUCUGAAAAGAAAAAACAAAAUUUUAUAAGCAGCAGCUAGUUUUCAAAUCGAAACCAACUUAGUUGAUAAGCCAAACUAUUCUAUAUUCUAUAUCUACAAAUAGUUAAGUCGACUUUUUUACAACAACUCUCUUGGUGUCUAUUUAUGGGAAAAUUUUAAAAGUUUAAACUUCCUAGGUAGAAUGCUUCUUACACUUAGCGAAUAUUUAUGAAAACGUGUUUUUUUAUAAAUACCAAAUCAUAUAUAUUUUUAUAUUUACUUUGCCAUUAAUGUUUAAGCUGUGUGUGUGUCAACUUAGUUUUUAGAUAAAUACUUAUAAGCAAUAUGUGGCUAAAUGCGGAAUAAUCCAGAGAAGAGACGCAUUUUCGCGUCACGAGCAUAAACAUAGUACAAGUUCAAAGUAGAAAUGUUUACUGAAAUAACCCAAACUGCAUUUUCUUUUAAGUAAUUGAAUGUAAGUUAAGUAAAAAACCGUAUGCAUACAAUACGAAAUAAAA
This is a messenger RNA of Drosophila ficusphila, 1375 nucleotides long. RefSeq lists its product as uncharacterized. The record is from RefSeq and is a predicted model, not a curated record. NCBI's taxonomy places the organism in Eukaryota, Metazoa, Arthropoda, Insecta, Diptera, Drosophilidae. Bases 124 to 450 code for a protein of 108 amino acids. The transcript has a single exon.